CCCCACCCCAGCCCGGCUCCUUGUCGCCCGCCCUCCCUCCCUCUCCCCGAUGCAGGGGGCCGAGCUCCGGGAUGGUGAGGCAGCGGCAGCGUCCGCUUCGUACCGCGUCUUGAGCCGCCUGCUCGGCUAUGGAGAGGCGGCCCCCGAGCCAGGCCCGCCGCCACCGCCCCCAGGCCAUGGCCCCCCGCCGCCACCCUUCCUUGCACGCCCCGGUACGCGGGGCUCCCGGCCGCCGCAGCUGAUGGUGUUCCGCAACGUGGGUCGGCCGCCGGAGGAGGAGGACGCGGAGGCGGCCCCAGAGCCGGGACCCUCGGAACUGCUAUGUCCCCGGCACCGCUGUGCCCUGGACCCCAAGGCCCUGCCCCCGGGGUUGGCGCUCGAGCGGACCUGGGGUCCGGCUGCUGGACUAGAGGCUCAGUUAGCAGCUCUGGGACUCGGGCAGCCGGCGGGGCCGGGAGUCAAGACGGUUGGUGGGGGUUGCUGCCCGUGCCCCCCGCAGGCGCCCCCUCCGCAGCCCCAGCCGUCUGCUGCCGCCCCGCAGGCCGGGGAGGACCCCACGGAAACGAGCGACGCGCUGCUGGUCUUGGAGGGCUUGGAGUCGGAGGCCGAGAGCCUGGAGACUAACAGCUGUUCGGAAGAAGAGCUCAGCAGUCCGGGCCGCGGAGGAGGAGGCGGCCGGCUUCUGUUGCAACCCCCAGGCCCUGAAUUACCCCCGGUGCCCUUCCCGCUGCAGGACUCGGUCCCGUCAGGGCGCUUGAGUAGAGGGGAGCAGCAGCAGCCGCCCCCGCCCCCUCCUCCUCCUGGGCCCCUCCGGCCACUCGCGGGCCCUUCUCUGAAGGGCUCUCUCAAAAUCCGCCUCAGUCGCCUCUUUCGCACGAAGAGCUCCAGUGGUGGUUCUGGUGGCGGAUAUGGGGCCAGCAAGAGGCCUUCUGGAGAGCUGGCUGCUUCAGCUGGGAGCCUGACCACCGUGGGAGGCUCUGCCGGCCGGGAGCUGGACGCAGGGAGGAAACCCAGGUUGACAAGAACUCAAAGUGCCUUUUCUCCGGUCUCCUUCAGCCCCCUGUUCACAGGUGAAACAGUCUCGCUUGUGGAUGUGGACAUCUCUCAGCGGGGCCUGACCUCUCCACACCCUCCAACUCCCCCUCCUCCUCCAAGAAGAAGCCUCAGCCUCCUAGAUGAUAUCAGUGGGACGCUGCCUACAUCUGUCCUUGUGGCUCCGAUGGGGUCUUCCCUGCAGUCUUUUCCCCUACCUCCGCCUCCUCCACCCCAUGCCCCAGACGCAUUUCCCCGGGUCGCUCCCAUCCGAGCAGCUGAAUCCCUGCACAGCCAGCCCCCCCAGCACCUCCAGUGUCCCCUCUACCGGCCUGACUCGAGCAGCUUUGCAGCCAGCCUUCGAGAGUUAGAGAAGUGUGGUUGGUAUUGGGGACCAAUGAAUUGGGAAGAUGCAGAGAUGAAGCUGAAAGGGAAGCCAGACGGUUCUUUCCUGGUACGAGACAGCUCCGAUCCUCGUUACAUCCUGAGCCUCAGUUUCCGAUCGCAGGGAAUCACCCACCACACUAGGAUGGAGCACUACAGAGGAACGUUCAGCCUGUGGUGUCAUCCCAAGUUUGAGGAUCGCUGUCAGUCAGUGGUGGAGUUCAUUAAGAGAGCCAUCAUGCAUUCUAAAAAUGGGAAAUUUCUCUAUUUCUUGAGAUCCAGGGUUCCAGGACUGCCACCAACUCCAGUCCAGCUGCUCUAUCCAGUGUCCCGAUUCAGCAACGUCAAAUCCCUCCAGCACCUUUGCAGAUUCCGAAUCCGACAGCUCGUCCGGAUAGAUCACAUCCCGGAUCUCCCACUGCCUAAGCCUCUGAUCUCCUAUAUUCGAAAGUUCUACUACUAUGAUCCUCAGGAAGAGGUGUACCUGUCCCUAAAGGAAGCGCAGCUCAUUUCCAAACAGAAGCAAGAGGUGGAACCGUCCACGUAGCGAGGGGCCCCUGCUGGUCACCACCGAGGGCAUUUGGUUGCCAAGCUCCGAUUUCAAAGAACCAGAUGAAGGUACCAUGAAAAGAGGAGUGAGAAAAAACAAGAGGAAAUGGGAAGGGUUGGGACCCUCUGCGCAAAGACUUGGGUUCCCCUGGCCACCCCGGGCUGGGAAGAAGCACACGACCGUCCUCUCCGAGCAGGGCCCCACCUUUCCCACCCGGCACCUCUGGUGUCCGGGAACUGGGCGAGCUCCCGGAAAACUGGAAGAAGUCUCAACACUGUUCCCUUUUCACAAGUUUUGUUUCGGAUAUUUACGUUUCUCGGUGUGGAAAACUCACAAAGGCAGCUGGGGUUUAUGCCCACUGGGUUGGAAGUGGUGCGAAGGGCGAGCAGGUCCAAAGGAGGUGGUGGGCCAGGGGUGGGGGCGCGGGUGGGACGUCACCAGUCCUGCAGCCGUCUAGCAGCUGGUGCCGAAGGCAGGGUGCAGGUUUCACCGUUGACCUUGAAGAAGGGAAGGGAAGGAGUCAGAAGUGCAAAUCAAGUGAGAAGUGUCUGAGGGAUGAGAAUCUGCUUCUCUCUGAGCACGGGUAGCUUCCGUGGGAGCAGCAGGGAAAGGAGUGGGCGGCCGCAGGUUACUGGACAAAGACUGGCAGAUGGCCUCUGCCAGGGGAAGCAGUGCCCCCUCGCAUCCUUUCCUUUUAAGACAGGAAUCUGAUUUCAGAAUCACCUCUCACAGAAGCUGGACUUAGUUCGUUUUAUUUAAUUUUUAAGCUCCGUGACCUCAUUUUAGUCCCGUUCUUCCCCCACCCUCUACCCGUUACCCAGGGUGACUGUCCGUUUGCUUUGGUCGUGGCAGCGUUGUUCCCGUCGCUUCCGCCAGCUGUCAGGGCGGCAGUUUUUCUUGUCACCUGAGCAGUGGCGCUCCCGUUGUGGGCUUGGCGAAGUCAACGGAGCGUGUCCCCUGAUUCUAACGGCGCAGCGUGCCUGUGACUUAGGAGUCAGUGCUGCUUACCUCCAGUGUCUGUGGGCUGGGGCAAGGGAGUGGGCGGAAGGUGCGAGACGCAGCUGUGUGGUUGUGCCCCUCCGAGAGAGCUGUCUGGCGUCCCCACCUUUGUGGGGUGUCCUUAGAGCAGAGCAGAGGAGGGUGUCACUUCUCCUUCUGUGUGUGCCGCUGUCACCCCACUGCUGGACGGGCAGCCAGCAAGGGCUUCUUAAUUUUCCCGUGUUCUUCCUGGCAGCCCAGACGUUUUCCUGUGUCAGGAGCUGGUUUCAGCGUUGCCUGUCUUGCAGCUGGAAGUGAGAAGGAGGAAGAAAAGCCCCAGUGCUUCUCCAUGGUCUUUAAUGUUUUCUGAAGCAGGCCAUCGUCAACUCAUACAAGGUUAUGAGUUUGCUUUUCUGUAGAAUUACUCUAGGGAAGGGUUUGCUAUUAAGAUGUGAAAAUUGAGCUGUUUGGUCUUUAUUACUCUUUUGCAGUAAGUGUCCCACUAGACUGCCUCUUCCCCUGUGUCUGUCUGCCUCGUCUCGUAAGAUAAGUAAUGCUGUCAGGCUUGCGGCCUCCCGAUGGUCUGGGGGAGGCCUCGGUGUCCUGUAAAUGUACAGGACUGCCUCAUCAGGAGGCCUUGCCUUCUGCCUCACGACCGGCGCGGCGCGGCCAGUCUUCCUCCUUGUAGCUGAACAGGGAGGAACUGGUGUUGUCACUUGCCUCUGAACAGGUGGUCUACACGUGAGCUGUAAGCCAUAAACACAGUCCACCUCUGAUUUGUCAGGAGGCACCUCUUCUGUCUUUGGCUUCCAUGGAAUGACAGCUGUUUCAGAUUUUGAUCCCGGAGAUUGGCUUAACCUGUGAGUCUUGCCUCUUGAGGGUGUGGACUAACUCGCCACCUCGCAGAAAGCGCCGCCCCCACCCCACCCUGCCAUGGUAGAGCCCAAAGCCUGGAAUCCAUUGGGAUCCUUGAGUGGCUGAUGUGCAACUACCUGGCACUUUUAUUCUUUAACCAUUUUUGCCACUCAUAAUUUAAAAAAUAGUUUUUUUAAUGUGUGUGUGUUUGCCUGCCUCUGGGGUAGGUACUGUGGGGAACACUAGAAGCAGAGGACACGGCAUCCGGCCUUCAGAAGCUUUGAGGUGACCGCCACACGUGAAGCAACCAGAGAACGACUCGGUGUGGCAGAGAGCUGGGCUGUCUGUGCACAGAUGCAGAGUGGGCGCAAUCAGGGUGGUGCAGGGAAGCUCUGAGGCCAUGAGGCUUUGGGCUGUAGGCGGGGGCAGGACCAUGAGUUGAGAAACACAUGAACUGGAACCUUGGAAGCAGGAGUCUGCACAGUAUAUACUUAAAGUGCACGCCCCGAGUUAGAGCAGAAGCACUUAAGAGUCCGUUUUCAGUGGGGUGGCCUAGACUGAAACUUCUUAGUCACUGGGCACAUCUGAAUGCUGAGGGCUUAUGGCAAAAUGGUCCGAAGCCAAAAGUCAGCUUGGUUCUGCCCGUGGCCAAGGACCUCACUGCUCUCAGUGCAGCCUGGGUGAGUGAGGCAGAGCCCCUGGGCCCCUGUGGUACCAGGUUUCCUUGGGGAAAAUCCUACACUCAGGUACUAACCCAAACCCACUGAGGUGGCCCAGCCGCACCCCUGUCCUUGCGUUUCCUGGGAGUGGUGGUGGCUGCCUGCGUCUGUGCCCUCUGUGCUUCCGUCCUAGCCCAGACUGCAUCCCGGUUUUUUCCUCAGCAGCACGGGCUGCAGGACAGAGUUGUGCAGGGGGAGGCAGGCCCCUCGGGAGGUGUGGGGGAAGGGGCAGGGCGGAGGUGCCGGCCUGGUCGCAGGAGGAACGCAGCAAGAGCAGCUGGCCUGUGGUCAGCACUGCCCUUCGUCUCUCCUGGCUGGGCCCACCCUCUCCGUGGCCAGUUCUGCGCUGUGCUCGUUGGAUGCAGUCUGCGUAGGGUACUUACUCCUUUUGGAUUGUGUUUUAAAGUCACACACUGGAAGGGGUCCUCACCCCUCACUGAUUUCUGAGCUGUGGGCAAAUGAAGUCAGUGCCCUUCGUCCUUGCCUGUGUGGCCCUCACUUGGUUGCAGUCAAUCUGCUGUAACUUCCCUCAGGACGCUGUGAACCACUGUGAGCUGGUGACAACUACUGCUACAACUGGCCAUGACUUGAAACUUGUGUAGGAGCACAGGGGUAAGGAGGGGAGGAGCUUUGGUGUAGGGACUGGGUAAGUGGGUGACAGCUGGGAGUUCAGGACCGUUGGCGACGACCUUGGCCCUGUGGACAGCCUGUGCCUCGUUGUAGGGAAUGCACACUCACUGGAAUGCGAGCCGCGGCCUGCAGCCAUCAGCCUCCGUGAAGACUGGUGUGCCCGGAGGGGGGCGUUUCCACCCAGUCGAUAUGCCUCCGCCUCCUUUCCUCUUUUCACGUAGCUGGUUAUGCAGGCCCCUUAUUAAAGUUGGAAAUGAUGUUGAGAUAGCUGCAAGCCCCCUACAGUGCACACCCAAGAAGAAACUGGGGAACAGGGAGGGUGGUUAGUGGUCCCAGAUCUGGGUGUGAGAGACCGGAGUGCAGCUGGAUGCCCUGGGGCCUGGCCCAUUCAGGCCUCACCAGAGCCCCAAGAAAAGCAAGGCCUGCUAGGAGCCCUCAGGGCCCAGCAGGGCAUGGGGAUGGGAGGGACUUCCACCGUAGGUUCCACGUGUCUGGCCCUGCUGCUUCUCCUGUGGCCAUGAGCCCUGAGGUAGGUCGGAGGCCUGGCCACCGGGAUAGAGCCCCACGGCUGCUGGAGGGCAGGCGGGAGUUGUGUGCGCGUCUUCGUGUGCACAAGUCCUGCCGCCGGUUGGGGUGUUGAGAGCAUCUCCGCUGGGUGAUGCUUGCCAUUCGUUUUCCACUUUUAGAAGAACGACACGCCCCCUGUCCCUACCGGAGGAGCUGUGAGUUAGACAUUUUCCCUAUGGGAAUCCUCUCGGUUGUGUCUGCGGGAAGGGGGGACGGGUAAAUGAUUUUUAUCUCUUAAUUGUCAACACAGCUGUUCUCACACUGACUUUGUGCUAUUGCAUACAUGUAGCCAUCUUUCUUUUCACUGCAGCAGUGUUUAUCAGUAGUUCGAAAUGAUUUAUUUACUCCUGGGGAGUAAAACCUUUUUUAUUAAAAAAGAAAAAGAAAAAAAAUAAAAGUGUGACCCCCCUUCCCCCCAUGAUCUCGAUGGGAUUAUUGGGCCACAAAGCUCAAGAAGGCAAAGUCAAGUCCGCCGUCUCCAUGUCCGUCCUGUUUUGGCGUUGGAGCCUUCCAGCUCAGCACAGGAGGACGGGAGGCCUGGAGGGGGUGCAGAGCAAAGCCUGGGAGGAGUGCGGUGGGCUGGGCCGCGGAGGCAGAGACACCGGGACCCCCUUGGGUGCUGCAGUUAGAAAGGAAAGUAGAAUAAUCCAUUGUAUUGCAAAUAUUGGCUCUGAUCUGCCAGGGAAAGAUCUUUCUUUACAUGCAGAUUCACGUUGUCUUUGCCCUUUUCACCCCUUCCUGACCUUCCCGGUAGGUGCUGUCCAGUUUCUUCCUGCUUCCCUUCCUGUCCUUGCUGCCCCUUCUCCCAUCCCUUCGCAGUCCCGUCUACCUCCUGGAGAGCCAGUCCUGCAUGCUGAGUCUGUGACCUGCCUUCACACCCACCCCAUCUCACUUAGAGGGUACCUGAACCGUUCCUCCCACCAUGCCAAGAGGCACUGAGGGGCAGGCGACCAGCAGCCAGCCACGGUGGGAAGACACAAAGGUCUGGUUGCAGCUGGACUGCGAUCGUAGUUGCUCCUGGUGACAGAGUGCAAGGCGAGCUCAGGACACUCUUGACUGGAACCCAGGAUGGUUACAAACCGCACAGCUCUGCUCAGAACUGCGUCCUAAGCCCCCUGCACAGCUCAGGUGGAGUGGGAAGGCUGGUCUGACUGUCCCUGGUGCUCCCUCGAACAGGGACCUGCCCCUCGCAGUGGGGCCCAGAACCUCUUCCAAGGGCCAAGCAUAACCUGGCGCCACCGUGGGCAGGCUGGGCACUGGAGCGCCCCCGCCGGUGCUGCCCAUGGCACAGCCGCUGCUGUACAUUUCUUGGUUGUUUUGAAGAAACACAAGAGGGGUGUCGUUCUGGGCUCGAGUGGUUGCCCAGAGGGGAGCCACACCCCGGCAACCACUUCUGUCCUCAGGCCCCCCCCGCCCCACCCCCCUCCGAGCCAAAGCGUGGCCUGGCUUUUAUCUUCCCAUUUAGUUUUCCUCCUUUCCCCUCCCUUUUUGUGCUUAAUUUAUUAAAAUAGUUACUGUAUAAUUUAUUUUCAUAAACUAUAAGAAAUUACUAAAUGGUUAAAAUAGACUUGCAGGCCAAUCUUAAAUGGGGCGGGAGGGCCUGAGGGUGGGGUGGGGAAAGAUGUUUUGAUAUAAACAAAACAAAUGCACUUUGGGUGUGUUUUGGUAUUUUUCUGGGGCUAGCGGGGUGGUGUUGGGAUGUCCCUGUAGAUUAGCUCCAGAGCGGGGUGUCUGUACAUACUGUAUUAAUAGGCAUGUUUGACUCGUACAAAGGGGCGCUCGUAGCUGCCGCAGGUCCUGUUUGGAACCCACGUGCCGUUCCCGGUUUUUGUAAGUGUCCGUGCAGGAGACCUUUGGCCCUUGUGUUUGUACCUCCUUUUUAUGAUCGCUGUACUGACUCAUGUCUUUUUGGGGAGGAGGGAAAAGAGAUUUGAAAUAAAAAUGUUUAGAAUUA
Artibeus jamaicensis (Jamaican fruit-eating bat) is the source of this 7669-nucleotide messenger RNA. It is a transcript of the gene SOCS7, whose product is annotated as suppressor of cytokine signaling 7. NCBI's taxonomy places the organism in Eukaryota, Metazoa, Chordata, Mammalia, Chiroptera, Phyllostomidae. Gene Ontology annotation, cellular component: phosphatidylinositol 3-kinase complex. The record is from RefSeq and is a predicted model, not a curated record. The coding region runs from base 50 to 1963 and encodes 637 amino acids. Gene Ontology annotation, molecular function: 1-phosphatidylinositol-3-kinase regulator activity. Gene Ontology annotation, biological process: phosphatidylinositol phosphate biosynthetic process; intracellular signal transduction. The transcript is spliced from 10 exons.